AUGCGCACAAUCAGUCUUUCUGCCGCCGCCGCUGUGCUGGCCUUCUCAACACUUACUUCCGCUGCUGCAGCUACCACUGCCAUAACAGUGAAAGGAAAUGCUUUCUUCCGGGGCAACGAGCGUUUCUAUAUCCGCGGCGUCGACUAUCAGCCAGGUGGUUCUUCAAACUUGGGAGAUCCUCUAGCCAAUACAACUUCGUGCUCUCGUGAUAUUCCUAUCAUGCAGGAGUUGGGAAUCAACACUCUCAGAGUUUAUACCGUUGAUAAUUCGGAAAAUCAUGAUGAAUGUAUGAAAAUGCUCGAGGAUGCUGGAAUCUACCUUAUUCUGGAUGUCAACACACCAAACUUCUCUAUUAAUAGGGAGUUUCCAAUGUAUUCUUACAAUGCCAAGUACCUUCAGCAUAUUUUUGCAACGAUUGAUGUUUUUGGGCAAUAUACAAACACUUUGGGUUUCUUUUCCGCAAACGAAGUCACCAACAUGGUCAACAACACACGUGCUGCGACCGUUGUCAAGGCCGUUACCAGAGACAUGAAGCAGUACAUCGCAGCUCAAGUCAAUAGGCCUAUUCCGGUUGGGUACAGCGCAGCAGACGUUGCCGAAAACAGGAUGCAAAUGGCCGAAUACUUGGAUUGUGGCGAUGACAGUGAUGCUAGAGGUGACUUUUACGCGAUCAAUGAUUACUCUUGGUGCGGCUCAAAAUCGUCAUUCCAAAUCUCUGGAUGGGACCAAAAGGUCAAGAACUACACCGAUUAUGCGGUUCCUAUUUUCCUCUCGGAAUUUGGCUGCAAUGUUCCUAGCCCUCGUGUAUUCGCAGAGAUUGAGUCACUGUACAGCACCGACAUGACUGGUGUCUUUUCCGGUGGUCUUGUUUACGAGUUCACCCAAGAAGACAAUAAAUUCGGUCUCGUUCAGGUCUCAGAUGACGGAAAAACCGUAGAGAAGUUGACUGAUUUCGACAACCUGGCAAAGAUGUACAAUUCUACCGCGAACCCUACCGGUGACGGCGGUUACCAGACCGGCUUGUCUGCUAAAUCCUGUCCCGCGGCAACAGACGUGUGGCAGGCUAGCAACACUCUUCCCAAUCUUCCGGCCGAUGCUAGUACAUAUAUGAAAUCUGGUGCUGGCAAAGCUCUUGGUAAUUCUGGUGGCAGUCAGUACAUUCCUCCAUCUGGAACAGAGGACCUCUCGUUCGAUGGUGAUACCUCAACUGCUUCCGGGUCUGCGGCUGCUUCAUCUGGAACUGCUGAAGCUGGUGCGGCAUUUGGUAACAGUGAGAUGGUUGCGGGAACCUGGUGGAUUGGUGUUAUCGUACCCAUGGCAGCAGUUGCUGGCGCUAUGUUUGUGUUCUAA
Morchella importuna is the source of this 1350-nucleotide messenger RNA. RefSeq lists its product as uncharacterized. Gene Ontology annotation, biological process: fungal-type cell wall (1->3)-beta-D-glucan biosynthetic process. Gene Ontology annotation, cellular component: cytoplasm; fungal-type cell wall. The coding region runs from base 1 to 1350 and encodes 449 amino acids. Lineage: Eukaryota; Fungi; Ascomycota; Pezizomycetes; Pezizales; Morchellaceae. The transcript is spliced from 6 exons. Gene Ontology annotation, molecular function: 1,3-beta-glucanosyltransferase activity. The record is from RefSeq and is a predicted model, not a curated record.